ACCAUGAACUAAAACAAAUCUGAACAAGUAACAGUGCUGAUGUCUGCAGCGCUGUUGACUGCUCUGACAGAACUUGCACAAAAGUAUACCCUGCAUAUUUUAAAAUGGACCUUUUCAACUCUGCUUUUGGAACAAACACCACUUUUAUCCGUCCUCCUUAUUUCAUCAUCAGUGGAUUUAUUGGUUUACCAAACAUGAAGUAUUACUAUGUCUUUCUCUUUUUUGUAUUUAUAAUCUCAGUGCUGGGAAACGUGGCUGUAAUGGCUGUAAUCUGUCUGGAUCAUAACCUCAGAGCUCCAAAGUAUGUUGCAGUUUUUAACCUUGCGUUUGUGGACCUUUUAGGUAGCUGUGCUCUGGUACCAAAGGUCCUUGAUAUCUUUUUGCUUAAUCAUUAUUAUGUCCCCUACAAUGACUGCUUGGCGUUUCUGUUCUUCUGCUACAUUUGCCUUUCAAUGCAGGCUCUUAAUCUGGUUGCUCUCUGCUACGAUCGCCUGAUGGCCAUCAUGUUUCCUCUGCACUACCAUGUAAAGGUUACUCAUAAGAUUAUGUUUUCCAUGCUUACCUUUUUUUGGCUUUUUGUAAUAACUUGUGUUUUAAUUGCAAUUGGCCUUCUUACAAGACUUUCCUUCUGCAAGUCUUUGGUCAUUAACAGCUAUUUCUGUGAUCAUGGCCAGUUGUAUAAACUUGCUUGCAAUGACAAUUUUCCUAAUUCAGUCAUUGGUAAUUUAUUACCAGUGCUUCUUACGUGGCUCCCUUUUAUAUUCAUUGUGUCCAGUUACAUUUGUAUUGGUUGUGUUUUGGCUAAAGUUACCGCAGCUCAUGAAAGAGCAAAAACCUUUAAAACCUGCACAGCUCAUCUCUCGUUGGUGGUAAUCUACUUCCUCCCGAUAAUAAUCACAUUUACUAUGAGUUCGAGGAUACAUCCGAAUGCCCGGAUCAUCAACUUGUCUCUUACUUCUGUUUUUCCACCCAUGUUGAAUCCAAUCAUUUAUGUUUUGCAGACACAAGAAAUAAAAGUUUCACUGAAGAAGAUAUUGAAAAUCAGAAGGCAAUCCAGAAUUACUGGAAAGUAGGAUGUGGUUCAGAUUAUAUGCAAACAUUUGUUGUUUUUGUUUUUGUAUUGUACGUCUUUUUCUUCUUGUCAUAAUAAUAAAAAUAUUC
Messenger RNA from Xiphophorus hellerii (green swordtail), 1161 nucleotides. RefSeq names its product olfactory receptor 1-like. Gene Ontology annotation, molecular function: G protein-coupled receptor activity; olfactory receptor activity; odorant binding. The record is from RefSeq and is a predicted model, not a curated record. NCBI's taxonomy places the organism in Eukaryota, Metazoa, Chordata, Actinopteri, Cyprinodontiformes, Poeciliidae. Gene Ontology annotation, biological process: detection of chemical stimulus involved in sensory perception of smell; G protein-coupled receptor signaling pathway. Gene Ontology annotation, cellular component: membrane. The coding region runs from base 105 to 1073 and encodes 322 amino acids. The transcript has a single exon.